This is a messenger RNA of Arabidopsis arenosa, 1408 nucleotides long. Lineage: Eukaryota; Viridiplantae; Streptophyta; Magnoliopsida; Brassicales; Brassicaceae. The record is from the annotation of a GenBank genome assembly.
UCUGUUCUCUCUCUCUCCAUCUUCUCCUUCACAUUCUCUAACCAAAUUCUUCUCUUAUGGCAUUAACCCUUUUGUCUCACGAAGUAUCUGACCUCUGUAUCGGUAAGCCACCUUUACGUUGUCUCUCCGUCGUCACAGCCACCGUCGCUGACGCCAUCGCCGCUCUCAAAUCCUCUGAUGAACCAUACCUCACCGUAUGGAGCUGUAAUCACGAUGAAAAAACAGAGGAUAAUGAUAAGUGUGAGUGUUUGGGUAAGAUCUGUAUGGCUGAUGUAAUCUGUUACCUAUCGAAAUUCGACAACAAUGUUUUGUCUCUUUCCUCUGCUUUCGACGAAUCUGUCUCUGUUCUUCUUCCCAAAUCUCGUUCUCUCGUCGUCCAUGUUCAAUCUUCUUGCAAUUUGAUUGAAGCUAUUGAUCUGAUAAUCAAAGGAGCUCAGAAUCUGAUUGUUCCGAUUCAGACGAAAUCAAUCACAAAGAGAAGACAACAACAAAAACUUUUGACAAGAAACGUCGUCGUUUCACUCACCAACACAACUUCAACAACACACAAGAACAGCCGACAAUUCUGCUGGAUCACACAAGAAGAUAUAAUCCGAUUCCUUCUCGAUUCCAUUAGCGUUUUCUCUCCAUUACCGUCGCUUUCUAUCUCCGAUCUUGGAGUUAUCAAUAGUACACACACUAUCCUCGCCGUUGAUUAUUACUCCUCCGCUGCUUCCGCCGUCUCCGCCAUCUCUCGUGCUAUCUUGGACAAUGUCUCUGUCGCGGUUGUUGAUAAAGGAUGUGAUCAAGAAGAUCCAUGUAUGGCUUUGAUAGGUGAGAUUUCACCGAUGACACUCGCUUGUUGCGAUGAAACAGCAGUAGCAGCUGUUGCUACACUCUCUGCCGGAGAUUUGAUGUCGUAUAUCGACGGUAGUGGUCCGCCAGAGAGUCUAGUUGGGGUUGUUAGGAAUCGUUUGGAAGAUAAAGGGAUGGUUGGAUUGAUCUCACUCAUUGAUUCUUUGUCGUUGUCGUCCGGGUCUUCGUCGGAUGAAGAAUCUCCGGCGGGGAGGACGAGAAUGACGUCUUCGUAUGGGAGGUCGGUUAGUAGCGCGGCGAGGAUGGCGAGGAAAUCGGUGGCGAUAGUGUGUAAUCGGAAGAGUUCGUUAAUGGCGGUGAUGAUACAAGCUAUUGCUCAUAGAGUGAGUUAUGUGUGGGUGAUUGAUGAAGAUGGUUGUUUGAUUGGUAUGGUUACUUUUGUUGAUAUAUUGAAACUUUUUAGGGAAUUUUUGGAUGGUGAAAACUAAAAUCAUAUGAUAUAGUUCAGUUUUAUUUUGAUUUUUGUUAGAAAUUAUUGAAACCUAGCUACAAAAAUUGUUUGUUUAAGAUAAUCUUUUGGUGAAAUAGGCCAUAAUACAAAGUUCUUGCAAUA